Molecule: messenger RNA, 4020 nt
Organism: Rotaria sp. Silwood2
Lineage: Eukaryota; Metazoa; Rotifera; Eurotatoria; Philodinida; Philodinidae
Source: the annotation of a GenBank genome assembly
AUGUCCACUUCGAUAUCGGUAUGUAUACCAGCUGGUAAAUUAGGUACAGUUCGUGUUGAUCGAACAGUCGAUGCCUAUUCAACUUCAAUAAUAAAUAAUGAAAAUAUAUCCUAUGCAAAAUCAUGUAUUCCAAAAUUAAAAUUAAAAAGUCAAUUAACAGCAACAGCAACACCAUUGAUUAUUAUAUAUCCUGAAGAAGAAUGUAGUUAUAUUCCAAUAAUAAAAUCAAAUAAUCAGAAUGAUUCUAAUGAUGACGAUAUAUCCGAUAUAGCUGUUAUUUAUUCACUUGUUCGACGUUCAUCAAUUCGUCGAACAUCAUCACCAAGAUUAUCUGUUUUACCAUUAUCAGCAAAUUUUAAUAUUUCUCACCCAUAUAUAGCUAAAACUUAUACAUUAGAACCGCCAUUAACUCCUAUCGUAUCUCAUGUAUCAAAAAAAGCACAAAUAAAAACAUUAUCAUCAAAACUUUCGACUACUACUUUUCUUUCAAUAUCUACAUCAUCUUCGUCAGAAGUAAGUUCAUCAACUCGUAUUCAAACAUCAACAUCAUUUUCAAGAAGUGAUCGACCAUUAGCACCAUCAAUUGCUAUAAAACCUCGACCGUAUUCAUUUCGAAAUACAGGACGUAGUGCUCUUGAACGACAAAUAUCAAAUAUAACAGAACGUGUAACACAAUUACAAGAAACACUUUUUUCCCGUCGAUCGAAUACAUCUAAUCAUCAACGAAAUCGUUCAUUAUCCAAUUUUAAUUCAACAAUAAUUAGUACAAAUAUAAGUGAAUCUAAUACAUCAAAUAUACGUUUGAUUAGACCACGACCAAAAUCAGAAACUUAUGAUGAUCAUCGUCGUGUUAAUGCAGCUGGUUCGUAUGCUCAACUAACUCUUCUUGGACAACCCAAAGUAAAUUUAAUAUCACAAACACAAAAAACAAUUCCAGUUGAUUAUCAAAAUGGUCGAGUACAAUAUCGAACACAAGUUUCAAAUCCUGAAAGACCGCAUAGUACAAUUAGUUCAAAUUCAUUACAAACAGUAUUUGAUACAAAAAAAGCACGAGAUAGUUAUGAAAAACUUCUUAAACAAUUAGAAAUUUCAAACAAAGAACUUGAUCGUCAACGAUUAAAAGGUCUUAGUCAUAAUCCAGGAAGAAUUUCACAACUUGAAAAUCAAAUAAAACAAUAUGAACAACAAUUAAACAAAUUUAAACCUUAUUUAGAUUCUAUUGAUAUAUUUACCGAUCCAUCAUCAAAUAUAUAUGAUGAUCAUGUUAUUAGUCGACCAAAUACAUUCAUUGAAUCGUCUGCAAAUCGACUAAGUACACAAUCUCAUGGCAAUAGUGGUCACAAGAAACAAAAUUCAUUACCUGAAUCAACAGUAUUACAAGUUAUGACAGGAACUUCGCCUUCAACUUCUGUCAGUUCGCCAUUACAGCACAUUAAACGUAAAUUUCACAGUGGAAAAAGCGAGACAUACGAUCUUGUCAAGAAUUGGGAUUUAUCGAAUACUAUUCCAACAGAUGAAACAUUUAAACUUCGUGAUUCAUAUGAAAUUGAUGAUGAUAAUUCUUAUACACUAACAUCAAAUGUUCAAUCAAUAUCAUCAUUUGAUGAUAUUCAACAAUCAAUAAAUACAUCGAAUUGGAUACCAUUAACUCUUUUUCUCAAUUUUCUACUUAAUGAUACAAACAGUGAUCCAAGUCAUUUAUUAUUUUAUAUACUUGCUGAAGAUCUGCGUACAAAAAAAUCUGAUAAUCGUAAUGAAUUUAUGCGAUGGAUAUUUGAAAUUCAUUCAACAUUCACAAUGAAUGCUUGUCCUUUAUAUAUUGGCCUUCCUCAAUCUCAAACAGAUGCUAUUAAUCGAUGGUUAGAUAUUCCUCAACAAGAAACAACUGAAGAUAUAAAAAAUAUUUUUAAUGAUGCAAAAGAUUAUGCAAAAUCAAUAAUAACCGAUCGACAACUAGUAGACUAUAAUCAUAAACGAAAUGUUACUAUAACUAAUGAUUUAAAUUUAAAACAAACUCAUUUUAUAGAAGACACUUUACGAUCAACAUUUGAAUAUCAUUAUAAAUCAUCAUAUAUUGAUGAUUGGAACAGUAUUAAAAAUGCUCGAAGUCUUGCAUUAAUAUGUGCAUUAGCAACAUAUUUAAAACGUUGUGAUAUUAAAAAAUGUGGAAACAUUCCAUUAGAAAAAAUUCCAAAAUUUCUCGAUAAAGAACAAAAACGUUUAUUAGCAAAAUUGCAAAGAACAACACCUAUGAAAAAAAUUAAAGAUCAUCAAUUAAAUGAACAUCAAUUUUUAAAUGAAACAUUAUGUCAAGUUUGUUUUAAACCAUUAUGGGGAAUAAAUUAUCAAGGAUACUUAUGUGGAUAUUGUCAACAAGCAUAUCAUCGUGAAUGUGCAGUACAUUGUGAAAAAUGUUCAAAAGAUCGAGCAAAAUUUCGAAAAUUUUCAAAUAAUCGAUAUCCAUCAAUUGCCUCAUAUUAUUCACUAUCAGGAUCAGUUUCAGCUGAUAAUCUUAUGCAACAUUUAUUUUUUAUACCUAAUUCAUCAACACAAUCUCGAGGUUUUGUACGACGUUCUGUUGGUGGAAGUAGUACUCUAUUUCAUGGAAUUAUGACGAAUGUAAACGAUCCAACAGAUGGAAAUUUCUCAUCUGCUGAACAGAACAAAAUUGCAACUGUUGGUCGAUGCUCGAGUGAUCGUCGAGCAGCACCUGAACGACCAGCUGCACCAAAAAAUCGUUCAAGCAGUAAUCCACAAAUGGGUGGUAAUUCAAUUGAUGAAUUACUUAGUCAUCGUAUUGAUAGUGAUACUAUUAAUCAGCAAGAUGCAACAAAUCAACAUCUCGAUCUCGGCAAGACCGGAACUACUGAAUCAUCCGAUAUUGAUGAUGAAAAUUCUCAUAUACCUGCAUCAAAUGUUCAAUCAAUAUCAUCAUUUGAUGAUAUUCAACAAUCAAUUAGUUCAUCGAAUUGGAUACCAUUAACUAUUUUUCUUAAUUUUCUACUCAAUGAUACAAACAGUGAUCCAUGUCAUUUAUUAUUUUAUAUAAUAACUGAAGAAUUACGUAUGAAAAAAUCUGAAAAUCGUAGUGAAUUAAUCCGAUGGAUAUUUGAAAUUCAUUCGACAUUUACGAUGAAUGCUAGUCCUUUCUACAUUGGCCUUCCUCAAUCACAAACAGACGCAAUUAAUCGGCGUUUAGAUGCGCACCAAUCGGAAACACCUGAAGAGAUUAAAAAUAUUUUUAAUGAUGCAAAGGAUCAUGCAAAAUCAAUGAUAAUUGAUCGACAAAUUGAAGAUUUUAAUCAUAAACGAACUGUUAAUAUUACUAAUGAUUUAAAUCUAAAACCACAUCAUUUUAUUGAAGAAACUUUACGGUCAAUAUUUGAAUAUCAUUAUAAAUCAUCAUAUGUUGAUGAUUGGAACAGUAUUAAAAAUGCUCGAAGUCUUGCAUUAAUAUGUGCAUUAGCAACAUAUCUAAAACGUUGUGAUAUUAAAAAAUGUGGAAACAUUCUGUUAGAAAAAAUUCCAAAAUUUCUUGAUAAAGAACAAAAACGUUUAUUAGCAAAGUUACAACGAACAACGCCUAUAAAAAAAAUUAAAGAUCAUCAAUUAAAUGAACAUCAAUUUCUAAGUGAAAUACUAUGUCAAGUUUGUUUAAAACCAUUAUGGGGAAUAAAUUGUCAAGGAUAUUUAUGUGGAUAUUGUCAACAAGCAUUUCAUCGUGAAUGUGCGUUUAGCAGUGAAAAAUGUUCAAAGGAUCGAGCAAAACUUCGUAAAUUUGCAAGUAAUCGAAAUCCAUCAAUUACCCCAUCUUGUUUGCUAUCAGGAUCAGUUUCAGCUGAUAAUCUUAUGCAAAAAUCAUUUACGCUACCUACUUCAUCAACACCAUUUCGAGGUUUUAUACGACGUUCUGUUGGUGGAAGUAGUAAUCUACUAAAUGGAAUUAUGAUGAAUAAAAACGGUCCAUCGAGAACUAUUAGUAUAAUUGAAGGACGAGAAGAAAUUGUUGGUAAGUUUUAA